AUGCCAUUCCCGAAAUUCAAUGUCCUGUCAUGGUCGUAUGCUAUCGCGGUGCUCAGUUUUGUGCUCACUCUGGUCACGUUUUUGGUCGGUUUCGUUCGCUACAUGUAUUUAGAUGCGGUUCUGGAUGAAUAUCAAAUCGCUCUGCUGCGUCAACAAGCCGAUAUGGGUGUGAGUAGUCCGCCAGUGAAAGGUCGAGAAGCUCCUAAGGUAGCAUACGAACCUCGAGGAACCACAGCCCCGGGUUCGGAUGUAGGACGUUAUCUUAGUCACAAUCCAUACGCAGUGGGGAGUAUUGGAGUAGACGGGGACGAGGACGCAGCUGUGGACGAGGAAACGGCAAAUGCAGAUUUUGACGAGAUUGAGAGUGAACGAACAAACUCCAACUUCAAUGGCUUGGAUCCGCGAUUCUCAAGUGGAAGACCUUACCCAGAAGAAUAUAGACCAAUGAUACAUCAUUCGCGAGGCUAG
This is a messenger RNA of Echinostoma caproni, 468 nucleotides long. NCBI's taxonomy places the organism in Eukaryota, Metazoa, Platyhelminthes, Trematoda, Plagiorchiida, Echinostomatidae. The record is from the annotation of a GenBank genome assembly.